GAGUUUAUAACUACCUACUACCUUAGUUAACCUAAAGAUAGCUUAUUUUCCAAAUACACAUCGACGUCUGAGCUCCGGCGGUAACUCCUCUGCAUUAGCUCCGAGCGGUUAUUCCAUCUCUAGAACAUCAAGAACAUCAACAUUAUGAGAAGCCCAAUAUUCACUAAGCUUUUUGAUGGCAUGGUACAUAUUAUGUCGGAGUCUUUAACUUCUGGCCUUAGAAAAAGUGAUGCCUUGCACCCCAAAUUGAAGCAGUCCUUCGUCAAGUAUGGUCAGAGAUACCAUGGCAAGCCUGUUGGUGAGGAGCUAGCAAUACAAACAGCUGCCAAUUUACUCAUUCUUCAUACGAUGCGAGGUGUCGUUUGUUUCAAUUUGGUCUUUGUAGCGAGAGUUAUUUAUGUGGACCGCCAAACUCUCUUGGAAUAUGAGCAAUAUUCAAAGGAAUACAUCGAAGAAGUCGAGCAAUUUAGGGAAGAAAAAGAACAAGAAAUCAAUCGACUCAGGCGAAAGCUUAAGGUGUUAAAGCUAGUAGAAGACGAUAUGUCAAAAGCUGCAAUUCGAGCUAGGGCCAAGGCGACUGAAAGUGAACCAUGACUGAAUUCUGCAAAGUCAAUUUCUUCUUGUUCUUAUUUAAUGUAUAGACAUUAAUUAGUAGAGACACAAAAACGUUAAGUAGGCUAAAAUUGUAAAAUCUACCUCCUCAGACCCUGCUUUUGGGAAUGCGUUGUUCUUUUUUUAGGCUAAAACUAUGUUCUCUUCAAUUAGCUGCAUGUGAUGAGUUAUGGCUGUAAUGAUCCAGGCGAUUGCAUAACUAGUGAAUUAUGUUUGGGUAAUUGAAGACGAUUGCAGCAAGGUAGGAAUUGUGACUCUUUUUAACAUGUUG
Messenger RNA from Solanum stenotomum, 883 nucleotides. RefSeq lists its product as uncharacterized. The record is from RefSeq and is a predicted model, not a curated record. Bases 145 to 594 code for a protein of 149 amino acids. NCBI's taxonomy places the organism in Eukaryota, Viridiplantae, Streptophyta, Magnoliopsida, Solanales, Solanaceae. The transcript has 7 exons.